AUGGCAACAAAAGUCUCUGAAAAUUGCGUUAAACAGGUCUUGGACAUCAAGGUCUUUGACCAGAUCCUGGAAAUGGACGAGGAUCCGGUUCAGCGCGAAUUCAGCUCGGAGAUUGUCUUCUCAUUUUUCGAGGAAACGCAAAAGGUUUUGGCGUCUAUGGAAGAGGAAGUGACAAAGUCUUACGUUCAUAGCUAG
Messenger RNA from Clonostachys byssicola, 195 nucleotides. The record is from the annotation of a GenBank genome assembly. NCBI's taxonomy places the organism in Eukaryota, Fungi, Ascomycota, Sordariomycetes, Hypocreales, Bionectriaceae.